AUGCAGGCUCAUAAGUUGUACCCAGGAAGUGUGUCGUCGCAGUCGACGCAGACGUCGUCAGUGUUCUCAGCGGAGGAGGAAGAUUACGACUCGCGGAUCAAGGAAAUCGAGGCGUACUAUAUGCGGACGCUGCUGGCCGAGGACGGCGACGGCGACGGCGGUGCAGGCGCGGGUGCCAGCGCAGAAUCGCCGACCAAAAGCACCGCGGCGCAAGCUAAGCCCGCGCCCGGCGCGUGGGCCAGUGGGGUGUGGAACCAGGCCGCAUUGGUCUCGCCUGCCACCGCGGGCACUGCGAGCGGCGCCGGCCGCGCGCUCGAGGUCGAGAUCAACCCACAGUACAUGCCCGCCACGGGCGUGAUGCCUCUCACCAGCGAGAACCUCAAGCUGCUACAGAACCCCAAGCUUGCUCCACACAAGCUAGAAUGCGUCGCGGAAAAGCCCGCGCGCAAGCAGCAGUCCUCGCGCAAGCCCGGGGAGCAGCCCGCGCAGCAGCAGGGCCAGCCCCACGAAAAGUGCAACAAAGUGCUCUACAAGACCGAGCUCUGUGAGUCCUUCUCGACCAAGGGCUCUUGCAAGUACGGUCACAACUGCCAGUUCGCGCACGGGCUGCAAGAGCUUAAGUUCAAGGAGCGCAACAACAAGUUCCGCACCAAGCCCUGCGUCAACUGGAUGCGCACGGGCAGCUGCCCCUACGGCCAGCGCUGCUGCUUCAAGCAUGGCAGCGACCAGGAUAUCAAGGUUUACUUGCAGGCCGGCCACAUCCCACGCGGCCGUGACACAGAGCCUGCGCGCAGGAACAUGCACGCGGACGUCCAAGCUCUCCAAAAGAUGGCGUGGUAG
Molecule: messenger RNA, 840 nt
Organism: Lachancea thermotolerans CBS 6340
Lineage: Eukaryota; Fungi; Ascomycota; Saccharomycetes; Saccharomycetales; Saccharomycetaceae
Gene: CTH1
Product: putative mRNA-binding protein CTH1
Exons: 1
Coding region: 1-840 (279 amino acids)
Molecular function (GO): metal ion binding; mRNA binding
Source: RefSeq, a predicted model, not a curated record